UUUUAAUUCUUGAGCUGUCAUAAACAGUUUGGUAUUUUGUUUUAUGCACAGUAUACUGUGUGAAAAUGGGUCUUUUGCGAGCAUGUUGUGCGUGUAUUCCGCAGCGGUACUUCCUCUGCGUGUUCAUAGUACUGGGGAUGGUCACCUGCUACCUGAUGAGAGGAUCUCUGGUACUUGCGCUCAAUGAGAUGACCUUUCGGAUAAACAAGACUGUAGAGACCACCGAGAAGCACCAGUUCUGUCCCAUGGAGGAAACGGCGGCAGGGAAAGGACCAGCAGAGCAGACCAGGGCAGAAUUCCAUUGGAGUCAACGGAUGCAGCAUAGUGUCAUCAAGUCAUUUUACGUUGGGUACCUAAUUGCACAUCUACCGGCUGGAAUGAUAUCCGACACAAUUGGUGGCAAACAUGUGUAUGGAGGUGGCAUACUGUUGUCAGCUGUCAUAUCCCUGAUCACCCCCUUCCUGGCCCACUUAAGCCCAUAUACUCUUAUGGGAGGACGCCUGAUCCAAGGCUUUGGACAGGGGUGUAUGUUUCCUAGCACCAGCGCUCUAGUGGCCAAAUGGGCGCCUCCGAACGAGCGGUCCACAAUGACAGGCAUUGUACAAACUGGUGUGAUGUUUGGAAAUGCAAUUAGCUAUGCAACAUCUGGAUUCAUCCUUGGAUCAUUUCCAACAUGGGACCCCAUAUUUUACAUUGUGGGAGUUAUCGCUCUGCUCUGGUGUUUCGGUUGGUAUCCUUUCUUUUAUAGUGCUCCUGGCAACCAUCCUUUUGUGUCGGAAAAAGAGAAAACAAUGAUUGAGACACAGAUCCAAGCAAAAAUGAAACAGAAACCCAAGAGCAUCCCAUGGAAGAGUAUUUUUACAUCUGUUCCAGUCAUAACAGCUGUGAUGUGCAACUUUGGACAUGCCUGGGCACUCUUCACAAUGGUCAAUGAAAUGCCAAACUACAUGGGCAAAGUACUUAACUUCAAUAUUCAAAAAACCGGGUUAUUCUCUGCCCUUCCACAUCUUGCCAUGAUUCCAACCUCUGUUGGCUGUGGAUACCUUUGUGACUGGAUUCGAAAGAAGAACCUCAUAUCAAUCACACUCAACAGGAAAAUUUUCUCAUUUGCAGCAAAUACUCUACCAAUUCCGUUCAUGUUGAUGGCAUCGUUUUCUGGCUGUGAUCGUCCUAAAGUCAUAGUGUUCUUUAUGAUAAUGAUGUUCUUCAAGGGUAUUUCAUACUCAACUUGCAGAGCCUUGCCGGUUGAUUUGAGCCCAAACUACGCAGGUAUCUUGAUGGCCCUCAUGAAUGGAAUUGGAUCUUUUGCUGGUUUCGCACAGCCCUUCAUUACACCUUUCUUUUUGCACACUGGUGAUGGAAGUAUAGAAGAGUGGCGCAAUGUUUUUUAUACAGCUGGAGUAAUCAUGACUGUGUUCUCUGUUCCGUUUGUAUUCUUCGGUUCUGGUGAGCUGCAGUCUUGGAACGAUGCAGAUAUGGAACCAGAGCCUGCUAAUGCUGAGUCGUCAGAUGCUGAUAAACCUGCUGAAGAAGCCAAAACAGCUUGAUGAAAAAGAGAUCAUUUUUGGCUAACUUUAACACUCCAUCUACAACUUUAAUUCAAUCUAUUCACACUGAUAUUUUCUAUUUAUUGGUUUUUAUUGUUAAUAAAUUUAAAGAACUUGUGGUGUUUAUUAUGUUUUUAAGCUAUGGUCCAAAAUGUGUGAAAUGAACUAGUAUCAUGUAAUCAGUAUUAGCCCAGUCAUUAAAAGUCAAAAUACCAAAAAGACUUAUUGAUUGAUUUGUCCCAAACAAGAGAAAACAAAAUGAAAAAUAUUUUUAAAUAUAUGUGAAAUAACAAAAAUUAUUAAAUACAAUGUAAUUUUAUAUGAAAAAUAUAUACCUCAAGAAUGUA
This is a messenger RNA of Homalodisca vitripennis (glassy-winged sharpshooter), 1894 nucleotides long. RefSeq names its product sialin-like. The record is from RefSeq and is a predicted model, not a curated record. Gene Ontology annotation, biological process: monoatomic anion transport; transmembrane transport. NCBI's taxonomy places the organism in Eukaryota, Metazoa, Arthropoda, Insecta, Hemiptera, Cicadellidae. Gene Ontology annotation, molecular function: transmembrane transporter activity. The transcript has 9 exons. The coding region runs from base 66 to 1547 and encodes 493 amino acids.